Molecule: messenger RNA, 3235 nt
Organism: Cyprinodon variegatus (sheepshead minnow)
Lineage: Eukaryota; Metazoa; Chordata; Actinopteri; Cyprinodontiformes; Cyprinodontidae
Gene: rufy3
Product: RUN and FYVE domain containing 3
Exons: 18
Coding region: 517-2430 (637 amino acids)
Biological process (GO): regulation of axonogenesis
Cellular component (GO): cytoplasm
Molecular function (GO): metal ion binding
Source: RefSeq, a predicted model, not a curated record
UCUUGGUCGACACCCACCUAGUGGAUUCACUGCGGUGCACAGGCAGCCCAAUCAGAGCCAACUGGUGCUGGGCUGACUGGAGGAGGGCUGGGAUCUUUUUUAUUUUUAAUGGUGUUUUUUCUCACAACAACGUUCUCUGUUGCAUUUUAAACUGCUGCUUUGCACAAAAGGGAAAGCAAGAGGCUAAAGAGCAGGGGGAGAGGGGAGGCCCCUCUCAAGACAGCAGCUUAAUUCAGUCAGUUGUGUUGAGGAGGAGAAGAGGAUGCAGACGUGAAGAGGAAGAGGAGCAGCACUCCCCCGACACCUGCUUAAACCAGCCAUCCUUGUCUGGGUUUGGGGUUUUUUUCUGUCUCCUCUCUGGUGAUUUUUUCCUUCAUUCUGUCUGAGCCGCCCGGUUGUUUUCCUCCACCAUCUCUGGCACCUGGAACAAAGGCUGCUACGACGUUUUGUCUUUUUCUUUUCUUUCUGUUUUCCAUCUCUGCUGUUGAUCUUUUUCCUUUUGAAAGCUGAGUCAUCAUGUCUGAUCUGACGCCUCAGAGUGAGACCCCGACUCCCACUACAGACAAAAUCACCCAGGCCGCUCGGGAAACAAUCUAUCUGUGCAACUUUCGCGUUUCUGUCGACGGCGAGUGGCUUUGCCUCCGGGAGCUCAACGACAUCUCGCUCACUCCGGACCCUGAGCCGGCCCAUGAAGAUCCCAAAGACCCGAUUGCCAUUGAAAGGCUUAACUUGAUGAACAUGGCCAAACUUAGCAUCAAGGGCCUGAUCGAGUCGGCGCUGAAUCUUGGACGCACGCUUGACUCGGACUACGCACCCCUCCAGCAGUUCUUUGUUGUCAUGGAGCACUGUCUUAAACAUGGACUAAAAAGUAAGAAGACCUUCUUGGGACAGAACAAGUCGUUCUGGGGGCCGUUGGAGCUGGUGGAGAAGCUGACUCCUGAGGCUGGAGAGAUUACUGCCAGUGUCAAAGACCUGCCCGGGUUAAGAACUCCUUUAGGAAGAGGACGAGCCUGGUUACGUCUGGCUUUGAUGCAGAAGAAGCUCUCAGACUACAUGAAGACCAUCAUUAACAGGAAGGACCUGCUCGGUGAGUUUUACGAGCCGAAUGCUCUGAUGAUGGAGGAGGAGGGCGCCGUCAUCGCAGGGCUGCUUGUUGGGCUGAACGUCAUCGACGCCAAUCUAUGCAUGAAGGGGGAGGACUUAGACUCGCAGGUCGGCGUCAUAGACUUUUCAAUGUACCUAAAAGAUGGAGGACACAGCAGCAAGAGUGCAGAGGGUGACGGUCAGAUCACUGCAAUCCUCGAUCAGAAGAAUUAUGUGGAGGAACUAAACAGACACUUGAGCGCGUCAGUAAAUAACCUCCAGGCCAAAGUGGAUGCCCUUGAAAAAUCCAACACGAAGCUGACAGAGGAGCUCGCAGUGGCAAACAACAGGAUCAUCACUUUACAAGAGGAUGUGGAGAGGGUUAAAGAAGAGAGCUCAUAUCAGCUGGAGUCCAGGAAGUUAUCAACAGCGGACGGAGUGCUUGGUGAAACCCGGAAGCAGCUCAAAGAGGAAACUCAGCUUCGACUGGACGUGGAGCGAGAGCUGGAGGUGCAGAUCGGGAUGAAGCAGGAGAUGGAGCUGUCCAUGAAGAUGCUGGAGAAGGACAUCUGUGAGAAGCAGGACGCUCUGGUGGAGCUCCGACAGCAGCUGGAAGACCUUCGUGCCAUUAACCAACAGCUCAGCCACAAGUCACAGAGUGCAGACGCCAGCUCAAAACAGAAGAGUGAAGCCAUCACUCGGCUGGAGGAGAAAAUCAACCAGAUGUCUGGAACCAUAAAGCAGCUGGAGAACAGAUGCAAACAGACCGAGAGGGAGCGGGAUCUGGCUCUAGAAGCCAACCGGCUCUUCAAGCAGGACUUUGGAGACAAAAUUGAGAGUCUGCAGGUGGAGUUGGAGCAGCUGCUGAAACAAAGAUCUUCUCUUGAGAUGGAGCUGAGGAGAGAACGAGAGCUAAAUCGGGAACUUCAUCUCAGCGCUGCUGCCAGAGCUUCUGCUUCUGCUCCAAGGAAGACCAAACAUCCAGAGAGUCCUUCAAAGAUUCUUUCAGAAUCUAUACCGACCAAAAGGGAGACGGAGCAAUCACAGAGUGAACAGGAGGAGAAAACCAGCCUGGGCUCCAGUUUGUCAUUGUCACAUACAGAAGACGAGCAGGAAGUGACACGUCCAGAGAACACUCAGCCCAACACUGAGCCGUACGUCUGUACCCUGUGUAAAGAGGAUGACUCCCUCCUGAGGACAAAGACACAAUGCAGGAACUGCUUGAAUGUGUUCUGUGAGAGCUGCGUCUGCCACGAGCUGCCGCUGCCUUCCUCCAUCCUCCCAGAGAAGGUCUGCGCCUCCUGCUACCCGCGGUUACUGCAGCAGUACGCAUCCACCCCAACAUGAGCAGCCGCGCAUUCAUCGGGAGGCAUUCAAACCGGCACUGCAGGAAGCACUUUUUCACUUCAUGGCCAGAAACGUCAUGAAGGAUCCUUUAAGCUCCUUGGGGGAUUUUUUUUAAGACGUUCAAAUAUCUGUUAGCGAGAGCCUCACAUAUGCAGGUUUUUAUCACCGUUAAACAGAACUGAUGCCAUAUCCUCUUUUGGUGGCUUUAUGCUAAACUUAAACAUUCGGCACUUUCAUAGCCGAUAAAGGCUGGACUUGAAAUAAAGUCAACAUUUAAAUCUCAUUAAUUUAAUUACUUUCUACUUUAUAUUAAACUGGGUUACUGCAGCCUAUUUCAACACCUAUUUAACUGUUUAAUGACUAAAAUGGAAAAACUGGAAAUUUAAGCUUGUUUUCUGAGUUUUCGCUCUGCUUGGUAUCUGUAUAAUGUUGAAAAGACUGCUGGUUCCUUUGAGUUCAAACACAUUUGACCCAAAACAAUCUCUUAAAACCUGAAAUAUUUAUCCUGUCUGUAUUUUGCUGAUAGAAAAGUACAUUUACCGCAGAUUUCAGUAGUGAAAACUAUAAUUCUAAGGAAAAUACUAUAACUUUAUUCAUAGAAAUGAUAUCAGCUAUAUAAAGGUGUUCCUAUAGUAUUUGUCAGUAUUAAAUCAUUUCCUAAAGCUUUGAAAUGUUUGAUAUUUUUAGGGUUAACCCCUGACUGUAGCUUAGCAUAAAGCUAAUCUGCUAUAGCUGCUGGUUGAUUUCAAAUUAACUUCCUUGUAAGCUAAAUCACCAAACCAACUUUUCUUUUCUUCUUUUUUAA